Messenger RNA from Penicillium alfredii, 546 nucleotides. RefSeq lists its product as uncharacterized. The transcript has 3 exons. Lineage: Eukaryota; Fungi; Ascomycota; Eurotiomycetes; Eurotiales; Aspergillaceae. The record is from RefSeq and is a predicted model, not a curated record. Bases 1 to 546 code for a protein of 181 amino acids.
AUGCAGGUUGCUAGGAAAGCUGGUUUCCCAGUUCGGCGUGUGAUCGGUUAUGGAGAACACCCGGAUGCACCACAUGCGCCUGUUUCGAUCCUACUGACUCGUGUGCCCGGCGAAGAACUGGGCCAAGUAUACGAAACACUCGGCCAGGAUAAGCAGUCUAUCUUGAGGGACCUUCGGGGCUACUUUGACAGAAUACGAUCUGCUCUUUUGUGGGUACUACAAUCAGGAUUUGUCCGCAUUCCCAACUACUUCGCCGGCCCCUUUGAGUCGGAGCAAGAGUUCAACGAAUAUCUGUUAGGGCCUUCUUGGUCUGGUGGCUUUCGAUCGAAACAGGCAUAUCAUGAUACACUCAUGCGUAUGCGUGCUAAACGUAUAGAGAAACUAUCUCGUCGCAUUGUUUUCACCCAUGGUGAUCCUCGAGCCGGCGAACCGAGGAAGGCGUUUGUCCUGAGCCUGGAGAAACGAUUCAAAAUAUGCGUAGUGUUUGCAGCUCAGAGCAAGGCAUAUCUGGUCCGGCACUGGCAGAUCUCCCUGCAGGAUGCCUAA